AUGAAAGGGGAYGAUAUUUCUGCGUAUACAACAAGAUUUCAUGAGUUGGCAAAUCUUGUGCCACAUCUAGUGUCAUCAGAAGAGGCUCGAAUAGRAAGGUACAUUUGGGGAUUGUCCCCAGAAAUUAGGGGAAACAUAACCUCUGCCAAUCCAAGGACUAUCCAAGAGGCGGUAGAAAUUGCCACGAAACUCACGAACAAUGCUGUACGAUCCGGAGGGUUGGCCAAAGGAAAACGAAAGAUAGAGGAGUAUGGGGACCGAAGAAUUGGAAGGAAAUCUGACAAAAACAGGAGAAUGGCAAGGAAUUUUGGAGCCCAAUCACAGGUGGUAAGGCAGGGCGAUGCGGAAAGAUGCAAUAAGUGCAAAUUUCAACACCGAGGGAAUUGUAUCAUCUGCCAGAGGUGUCGUCUAGGGGGCCACACGGUAAAGGACUGCCGGAAGCGCCUAUGCUAUGAGUGUGGAAGCCUAGACCAUAUAAGGAAUGAUUGCCCAAAACGAAAAACAGGGGCAAAUGCAAACCAAAAUCGACAGAAUAAUGCGGGUAAUUCAGGAAGUCAGGUUCGAGGCAGAACUUUUGAAUUGGGAGCCAGAGAAGCCAGAGGGUAUCCCAGCGUGGUUACAGGCAAAGCCAAUGUUGUGGCCGAUGCUUUAAGCUGA
This is a messenger RNA of Cynara cardunculus var. scolymus (artichoke), 657 nucleotides long. RefSeq lists its product as uncharacterized. The record is from RefSeq and is a predicted model, not a curated record. The transcript is spliced from 2 exons. Lineage: Eukaryota; Viridiplantae; Streptophyta; Magnoliopsida; Asterales; Asteraceae. Bases 1 to 657 code for a protein of 218 amino acids. Gene Ontology annotation, molecular function: zinc ion binding; nucleic acid binding.